Canariomyces notabilis is the source of this 1830-nucleotide messenger RNA. RefSeq names its product GMC oxidoreductase. The record is from RefSeq and is a predicted model, not a curated record. NCBI's taxonomy places the organism in Eukaryota, Fungi, Ascomycota, Sordariomycetes, Sordariales, Chaetomiaceae. Gene Ontology annotation, molecular function: oxidoreductase activity, acting on CH-OH group of donors; flavin adenine dinucleotide binding. The transcript has 2 exons. The coding region runs from base 1 to 1830 and encodes 609 amino acids.
AUGGCUCGCGUUGAAGCUUUGGAUCAGCCUUUUGACUACAUCGUCGUGGGCGGUGGCACUGCAGGCCUGGUAGUUGCUAACCGCCUCAGCGGAGAUCGUGAUGUCCGCGUCCUCGUCGUCGAGGCUGGCGUCGAUCACUCCGUUGACCCGCUUGUUCGAGUCCCCGGCCUGGUCGCUGGCCUAUACGGCAAGGACGAGUACGACUGGAAUUUUUGCUCGCCUCCUCAGCCCACCUUGAACAACCGGCGAAUCAACCAGUCUCGCGGCAAGAUGCUUGGUGGCAGCUCCGCCCUCAACUUCAUGAUGCUGGUCUACCCAUCUAAGGGCAAUAUUGAUUCCUGGGCAGCCCUUGGCAACGCGGGUUGGGACUUUAGUUCCCUGGCCCCUUACUUCCGCAAGUUUGCCACUGUCCACGCACCUUCUCAGAUGGCCCGGGACGUGGUUGGCCUGACCUACCACAACGAGAGCCUAGCAAACGGCGCCGGGCCCAUCCACGUCUCGUUCAGCGAGGGCUAUGGUUCCACUAACAAGGCUUGGAUGAAGACGUUUGCCGAUCUCGGUCUUGACGUCUCGACCGACCCGCGCGAGGGCCAGGCGCUGGGGGCGUUCCAGCAGCCCGCCUCCAUCGACCCGGCAACGAAGACAAGAAGCGACGCUGCUAGCGGCUACUAUAGCCCAGAUGUUGCCAGGAGAACCAACCUGGUGGUGUUAACUGAGGCCGUGGUAAGCAAGGUCAUUUUCGACACGACAGGCGGCUCAGAUGCAGUGGCCACUGGGGUCGAAAUCAUCACCAAAGACGGGCAAAAGAAGGAAAUCUCGGCCAGAACUGAAGUUAUUCUAGCGGCCGGUGCACUGCAGACGCCUCAGAUCCUCGAGCUGUCUGGCGUGGGUGGCCGGGACCUGCUGGAAAAGCACGGCAUUCCCGUGGUUGUCGACAACCCCAACGUGGGCGAGCACAUGCAAGACCACCCUGUCGUCUGCCAGAGCUUUGAAGUGGCCGAGGGCACGCCUUCUGGUGACGUACUGCGCGACCCGGCCGUCUUGAAGGCACUUCUCGAUAUGUACCAGGCAUCGGGCGACGGGCCAAUGGGCCAGAGCAACAUCAGCAUCGCCUACACGCCUCUUGUCGAUGGCUCGGGUGUUGUCUCGCCCGAAGCCAUUAAGGAGUUGCUUGCCCAACACGAAUGCUCGCUCACUACGCCCGCCGCUAAGGCCGUCCGGAGGCUGCUUGAGUCUCCCGACGAGGUGACCUUCCAGUACCUAUUGUUUCCCUCGCAGAUCCACAUCCCGGACACGCCCAAGAGCAUGGCCGAUUACAUCCUCCCCGUGCUUCCCGAGAACUACAUCACAGUCAUGACCAUCCUCAACCAGCCCUUCUCGCGCGGCAGCGUGCACAUUACGAGCGGGGACGUGGCGGCCAAGCCCGUGUGGAAGCCCAACUACAACGCCCACCCGCUCGACAUGGAGCUGCUCGCACGCGGCGUACAGUUUGUCGAGCGCCUCGUGGCGCCCUCGACGCCGCUCGGCGGGCUGCUCAAGGCGGGUGGCAAGCGGCUGCCGGAAAUUUCAGGGGCUGGCUUGGACGAGGCCAAGGAGAUUGUCCGUCGCCGUCAGAUCUCCAUCUUUCACGUCUCAGGCAGCUGCGCCAUGCUGCCGCGUGAGCAAGGAGGCGUCGUUGACGAGCGCCUGCGCGUCUAUGGCACCAAGAGGCUCCGCGUUGUUGAUGCCAGCAUAUUUCCCUUGGAGCCCGUGGGAAAUAUCCAGAGCACCGUGUACGCGGUUGCUGAGAGGGCAGCGGAUUUGAUUAAGCAGGACCGGGCUGAAGUAUGA